ACACCUGUAGCAUAACCGACUCGCUCUUCCGCCGAAGCCACGACUCCCCUUUGAGGCGAGGACGGAGUGCGCCCUGAACCGACGUGUAGUUUAGCGGUUGGUUUGCCAAGCAUGGACUCGAGAAACUCCCGGCCGGGGAGGAACCUGACGAAGAUCUUGAAGAAAACCAAAAGAGGAUAUGUCGUCUAUUACCUCGACGAUCAUCGGCCCAAGAAGGCGAGCAAGGACAUGUCGCUCCGUCGGUUCAUAACGUUCCUGCUCUGCAUCACGUUCCUCGGAUUCAUCGCCGUUCAGUACGUCCUCAUGGACAGGUUUCUCCUCAACCACCAGCUGGCGAAGUCCACGAUUGCGAGAGGUUUUGAGACUACCAAAAACGCACCUUAUAUGGAAGGAGCGACUUUUAAAAACCUUUCAAGGAAAGAUGUGCUUCUGUACCAAAAAUCGCCAAAUGAAAAAGUUGACUCCUAUCGUGCUGGAAAGACGGCAGUGCCUUCGAACGUGGUCGAGGCGCAGAAAACCAAAGAGAGAACGAAUUCUGAUGCUGAGCCUCUGGGAUACAAAAUGGCUGCCCAAGAUCCCCCGUCUUUGGGAGAGAAAACGGCGAUCCCAAAAUCACAAGGGGGUUUAGUGCGAGAAGGUGAAAGAAAAGGAGAAAAUUAUGUUGUUUUCGCUGAUGCUGUCACACACGAUGAGACUCAGUCGAAGAGUAAUGCAAUAUUAUCUAUGGAUCACUUGGAAGAUAAGCUAUUCGUUCCUGGAGAUGUUCAGGUGCAAAGCAGUGUCGAGACCCCGAGAGCAUCUUCACAAAUGUAUCCCUUGAAGUCUCAAAAGCAUUCUGAGCGAAAAGUGCAAAAUUCUCCCCAAGAACUGGUUUUCUAUGUCGUCAUCUGUAAAGGUCACCCUGGCAACAUCAUGACGGACGUAAGGCGGCAGAUGAGACAGUGUGAGGUUAUGCUCAAGUCCGCUGUGGCUUUCACAAAUUAUCUGCUUAGGUUCAUCGUGUGCACGGACGCGAUUGAGGUUUACCGAGUGCUGGUCGAGGUAACGUCCAUGUGGGCGCCUGAACAUCGCAGCCGCAUCGUCUUCGAGCGGCGUCCUGUGUGGUACCCUCCGGGCCGCCCCGACCUGCAGGGCAUCCGCUGGCCGUGUUCCACAGCCAAGCUCUUUCAGCCGUACCAAUUCCAAGACCUGGACGCUGUCAUCUACAUCGACACAGACGUGAUAUUCCUCGUCCCGCCGGAGAACCUGUGGCAGGAGUUCUCGAAGUUCGACAGCCUGCAGAUGAUGGCGCUGGCAGCCGAGGCCCCCGCAGACCCCCGGGACCCCCCGCGGCACGACCAGGAACCCCGCCAUACCCCACACGGCCUCAACACCGGCGUCAUGCUCAUGAACCUCACCCGCAUGAGGCAAUUUCCCGGGAAAGGGUGGAUAGGCGAGGUCAUCUCCGCCUUCGACACCUUCGUCACCUCCAUGACUUCAACCCCCUCCAACCGCCUCGUCAAUACCCUUUUCAGCCAGUACCCGAAUUUGGUGCGUGAACUGGACUGUGAGUGGAAUUACGUUAGCAAACUGUGCCAGGGCGGACACAUCACGUGCCCUCAGGUACGGAAGCGAGGCGUCUCCCUCCUGCACGGAUACGGCCACCACUUCUACUACGACAGUCCCAAGUUUAUGGCUGUGUACCAGGCCUGGAGGAACUACGAGCUGGCCACGCCCCCGCAUGCCCUUCUGGAUACCCUGAAGGGAAAUCUGGAAGCCGCGACGUCUGGAAGGCUGUGGCCAGGGUGUGAGAGCAUCAUCGACAUAGACCACAUAUUCGUCGACCCCGUCAAGCGUACUAUAAGCAACUACCUCGUCAACAAACUAAGGAGAUUCGUGACUCAGGUGUACGAGUCUUUAGGCCUGACGAGAGGCCCGAAGGAGAGUGCCAGGGACUCGGGUGUCGACUUCAAGAUGUAAAUAGAGACACGAUGAUUUGCUAGCUGUGUAAAUACCUCUCGCUACUAAUGCACUGUUAGUAGGGAGCCGUGGGUUGGAAUUGUGUAUGUGCCUUAGCUUUAAAUGAUCGACUGCUUUUGAAAGUAUUAUUUUUUAUUUUUCGUUGUAUUUCUUUAAUAAACACAACCUAUUGAAAACCAUUUAAAGUGUUUUAAAAAUAUUAAAUGUAGAUAGACAAAUAGAACGAGAGAGAGAGAGAGAGAGAGAGAGAGAGAGAGAGAGAGAGAGAGAGAGAGAGAUUUGGAUAUAGACAUAUGUACAGUCAGAAAAAAAACCCUGUAAUUUUGUGUAUCUAUUGAGUUUAGAUUUUCUACGUCUUAUUGCUGCAUAGAAUGUGUUUGUAGAUCAGAGAAGUCUAUUUUUUUUUUAAAUAGAAGAAUGUGCUAUGACUUUCUCAAGUUUUGGGAUUUUGUGCCCUCAGUAAACCAAUAAAUAUACUUACUGAA
Penaeus chinensis is the source of this 2444-nucleotide messenger RNA. Its product is annotated as glucoside xylosyltransferase 1-like. The record is from RefSeq and is a predicted model, not a curated record. Gene Ontology annotation, biological process: protein O-linked glycosylation via N-acetylgalactosamine. Bases 112 to 1959 code for a protein of 615 amino acids. Gene Ontology annotation, molecular function: UDP-xylosyltransferase activity. The transcript has 9 exons. Lineage: Eukaryota; Metazoa; Arthropoda; Malacostraca; Decapoda; Penaeidae.